CUUGGUUGAAUGAGUGUUGUAUGGUACUUCUGGCACUGCAACAUGAAGCUCUCGCUAGUUCUCCUGGUAAUAUCGGCCUUCGUGGCUGUUCAAGCUGCUCCUAGACCAGAACCAAACGUCAUAUCCAUCAGCAGUCAAUCCAGCGAGGCAGCUAGCAGCAGUAGCAGCAGUAGCAGUAGUAGCUUCGAAAGUUCGAGCAGUAGCGGUGGACAAAGCAGCAGUAGUUCGUCCCAAAGCAGCAGUUCAUCCAGCGCGUCCGAACAAAGUCAGUCUAGCUCCAGAAUCAUCAGCAACGGAAGCAGUGGCAGCAGCAGCAGUAGCAGUUCUUCUCAAAGCAGCAGUUCCGCUAAGUCAUCUGAGGAAGAAAGAGAAUCUAGCUCGAGAAGCAGCAGCAACGGCAGUAGUAGUAGUAGCAGUUCUUCUCAAAGAAGCAGCAGUGCUAGCGAAUCUGAAGAAGAAAGAGAAUCUAGGUCGAGGAGUAACAGCAAUGGAAGCAGUAGAAGUAGCAGUAGCUCUUCUAAGAAAAACAGUAGUUCAUCUAGUGCAUCUGAAGAAGAAAGGGAAUCUAAAUCAAGGAGCAACAGCAGUGGAAGAAGUAGUAGUAGCAGUAGUUCUUCCGAAAAGAAAAGUAGUUCCUCUAAAGCAUCUGAAGAGGAAAGGGAAUCUAAGUCAAGAAGUAACAGCAGCGGAAGAAGUAGUAGCAGCAGCAGUUCCUCUCAAAAAAGUAAUAGAUCUUCGAAGGCAACUGAGGAGGAAAGGGAAUCUAAGUCAAAAAGUGGCAGCAGCGGAAGAAGUAGCAGUAGUUCUUCCCACAGGAACAGUAGUUCCUCUAAAUCAUCAGAAAAAGAAAAAGAAUCUAGUACAAGAAAUUCCCAAAGUUCUAACAGACAGUCAUCUUCAUGGAAAAAAUCUGAGGAAGAAGAAGAGAGACUGAGACGCAGUAAAUCUAAGGAAUCUCAAAAUUCGAGCAGCAAAUCCUCUGAACGAUCUAGCAGUAAGUCAUCCUCUUCAAGAAGAUCUGAAGAAGAAGAAGAAAGAUGGAGGAAAUCCAAGAAAUCUGAAAGGUCUAACAGCAAAUGUAAGGAAUCUGAAAGUUCGAGCAGUAAAUCCUCUGAAAAAUCUAGCAGUAAAUUAUCUUCUUGGAGAAAAUCUGAGGAAGAAGAAGAAAGAUUGAGACGCAGCAAAUCCAAGGAAUCAGAAAAGUCUAGUCGCAAAUCCUCUGAAAGCUCUAGUAAUAAGUCAUCUGCUUGGAGAAAAUCUGAGGAAGAAGAAUCAAAAUCAAGAAACCGUUGGAACAAGAAAUCUAACAGUAGCUCCGAAAAUAGUAACAGCUCUAAUAACAGUAGUAGUUCUAAUAAUAGCAGUAGCUCUAGUAAUAGUAGCUCAAAUAGUAGCAAUUCUAAUAACAGCAACAAUUCUAACAACAGCAGCUCAAACAGUAAUAGUGAUUCUAACAGUAGUUCAAAUAGUAGCAGUGCAAACAACAGCAAUUCCGACAACAGCAGCUCAAACAGUAGUAGUGGUUCCAAUAGUAGUUCCAACAGUAGUAGUUCCAACAAUAGUAGCUCUAAUAAUAGCAGCAGUUCCGAAAACAGCAGCUCCAACAGUUCCAGCGGUUCCAACAGUGGCUCAAGCAGCAGCUCAAACAACAGCAGCUCCAACAGUAGUAGUGGUUCCAAUAGUAGUUCCAACAGUAGUAGUUCCAACAAUAGUAGCUCCAAUAAUAGCAGCAGUUCCGAUAACAGCAGCUCCAACAGUUCCAGCGGUUCCAACAGUGGCUCAAGCAGCAGCUCAAACAACAGCAGCUCCAACAGUAGUAGUGGUUCCAAUAGUAGUUCCAACAGUAGUAGUUCCAACAAUAGUAGCUCCAAUAAUAGCAGCAGUUCCGAUAACAGCAGCUCCAACAGUUCCAGCGGUUCCAACAGUGGCUCAAGCAGCAGCUCAAACAACAGCAGCUCCAACAGUAGUAGUGGUUCCAAUAGUAGUUCCAACAGUAGUAGUUCCAACAAUAGUAACUCCAAUAAUAACAGCAGUUCUAAUAACAGCAGCUCCAACAGUAGCAGCGGCUCCAACAGUAGUUCAAGCAGCAGCUCAGAUAACAGCAACUCCAACAGUUCUAGUGGUUCUAACAGUGGCUCAAGCAGUAGCUCAAAUAACAGCAGUAAUGGUUCUAAUAGUGGCUCUAGUAGCAGCUCGAACAACAGCAGUUCCAACAGUAGCAGCAAUUCCAACAGUGGAUCAAGUAGUAGUUCAAAUAACAAUAGCAGCUCAAACAAUAGCAGCAGCUCAAACAACAACAGUAGCUCUAAUAGUAGCAGCGGUUCUAAUAGUGGAUCAAAUAGUAGCUUAAAUAACAGCAGCAACUCAAACAACAGCAGCUCCAACAGUAGCAGCGGUUCUAACAGUGGAUCAAAUAGUAGUUCAAACAAUAGUAGCAACUCAAACAACAGCAGCAGUUCAAACAACAACAGUAGCUCUAAUAGUAGCAGCAAUUCCAACAGUGGAUCAAGUAGUAGUUCAAACAACAGCAGCAGCUCAAACAACAGCGGCAGCUCAAACAACAGCAGCAGCUCAAACAACAGUAGCUCCAACAGUAGCAGUGGUUCUAAUAGUGGAUCAAGUAGUAGCUCAAAUAACAGCAGCAGCUCAGACAACAGCAGCUCCAACAGUAGCAGCGGUUCUAACAGUGGAUCAAGUAGUAGUUCAAACAACAGCAGCAGCUCAAACAACAGCAGCAGCUCAAACAACAGUAGCAGCUCAAACAACAGCGGCAGCUCAAACAACAGCAGCAGCUCAAACAACAGUAGCUUCAACAGUAGCAGUGGUUCUAAUAGUGGAUCAAGUAGUAGCUCAAAUAACAGUAGCAGCUCAGACAACAGCAGCUCCAACAGUAGCAGCGGUUCUAAUAGUGGAUCAAGUAGUAGUUCAAACAACAGCAGCAGCUCAAACAACAGCAGCAGCUCAAACAACAGUAGCAGCUCAAACAACAUCAGCAGCUCAAACAACAGUAGCUCCAACAGUAGCAGUGGUUCCAACAGUGGCUCUAGUAGUAGCUCAAACAACAGCAGCAAUUCAAACAACAACAGUAGCUCCAACAGUAAUAGCUCCAGCGAUAGCAACUCAAAUAGCAGUGGUUCCAGUAGCAACAACAACAAGAACAGCAGCUCCAAGACCUCUUCAUCAAGCAACGCAAGUUCCCAAGCCAGUAGCAGCAGCACCAAAACUAGCAAAAACGGCAGCUCAUCCAGCUCGCAGUCUAGUAGCGAAUCUGGAUCGCAGUCUAGCGCAAGUAGCAGCGAGAAACGUAAUGCCGAUGGCAGUGAAAGCCAAAGCAGCAGUGCUAAGAGUAGCGCCGCACAGAAAAGCAGCAGUAGCAGCCAAAUUAAGAAUGCAGAUGGCAGCGAGAGUAGCUCAAGUUCCAGUAGCAGUUCUGCAGCACAGGCAAGCGCGAAUAGCAGCGAACAACGUAAUGCAGACGGUAGUGAAAGCCUAAGCAGUAGCUCUCAGAGUAGCGCCGCACAGAAAAGCAGUAGUAGCAGCCAGACCAAGAAUGCUGAUGGCAGCGAAAGUAGCUCAAGCUCCAGUAGCAGUUCUGCAGCACAGGCAAGCGCGAAUAGCAGCGAACAACGUAAUGCAGACGGUAGUGAAAGCCUAAGCAGUAGCUCUCAGAGUAGCGCUGCACAGAACAGCAGCAGUAGCAGCCAGAUUAAGAAUGCAGAUGGCAGUGAGAGUAGCUCAAGCUCUACUAGCAGCUCAGCAGCACAAGCGAGCUCAAGCAGCAGUGAACAAGUCAGCGCUGAUGGUAGUGAAACCAUAAGUUCGAGCAGUAGCUCGUCUAGCUCCUCCAGUUCUUCCUCUUCUUCGAGCUGGUCCAGCGAUUAGAUUGUGUCGUUACAAUGACUAAAUACUGUACUAAUUUAUCCUUCUGCUUGAUCUAGAAAGAUUCUAGAAAAUACUUAUAGGACAUUCGUAUUUCAUACGAUAAAGGCAUCUUGUAGAAAAUAGAAGAUUCGAUCUUUUACGGGAUUUGUAGAAUAUCGUAAAUCUUUAUUUUUACAACCGAUCGACUUGGCAUCGUACAAUGGCUUUGUUUUCUGUUCGUUUUAAUCGAUUAAAGAGAGCAUGUUGAAAUGAGAUUUAGUAAAUACAACAAUGAAGAAAUAUACAAUCAGGAGUUAGCGCAAUGCACAUCGAAACGUCGGCAAUAAAGAAGCGAGUACGUGAAUUUACUGGGUACAGAGGAAUAACACCUGAGUCCUCAGGAAUGGCAACGCAUGGGGGGUAUCAUGGGCGAAACAGUAUACUCUGUUAUGUCCAUGAUACUGCUCAUGUCUAUAGGCGACGGUUACCACUUUCCAUCAGGUGGACCGUCAGCUUGUUUGCCAUUCUAAGUUGUAUAAAAAAAGGAGUACGUAGAAAGGUUUUUUCAUCGCGUUAAGUCCCAAUUGUGUUUUUAAAACAAUGAUAUUGUUAAAUAAACUAGAAUCUGUAUCAUGCGAUAUGUAUACUCUUUAAUUAUUUGAAGCAUAAUUUGAAAAAGACAAGACAAAAAUAAUAAUGUUAAUAAAGUUGAAAUAAAGAUUAUCAUAUAUUCGGCAGUUUUCA
Galleria mellonella (greater wax moth) is the source of this 4605-nucleotide messenger RNA. RefSeq names its product dentin sialophosphoprotein. The coding region runs from base 10 to 3882 and encodes 1290 amino acids. Lineage: Eukaryota; Metazoa; Arthropoda; Insecta; Lepidoptera; Pyralidae. The transcript has 4 exons. The record is from RefSeq and is a predicted model, not a curated record.